AUGUCUGCUCACGAACCGCACGAUGAGGACGCCAACGUCCCCGAGGACGACGACGAGAUGUUCAACCCCGAGGACAUGGAGGAAGAAUUCGAGGGCGAGGGCGAGGACAUGCCCAUGUCCGACGACGAAGAAGGAGGAGCCAUGGAGGAGAUCCUGCUGCAAAACGACAGUGUUGCACACUUUGACGGACACAAGGACAGCAUCUUCUGCGUCGCCCAACACCCCACCCACCCACAACUCGUCGCGACUGGCGGCGGCGACGACGUAGCUUACCUCUGGGACUGCUCGCCGCCGCAGGCUCCCGUCCUGCCCGCCUCGUACGAGAGUAACCCGCAGCCCGUCGAACGCCACAGCCAGGAAGCCUAUGUCAAGCUCGAGGGCCACUCCGACUCGGUCAACGCUGUUGCUUUCUCACUGCCUGACGGCAAGUUUGUCGCUACCGCUGGUCUGGACGGCAGGCUCAAUGUUUUCCACACACCGCAACAACCACAGGUCGAGCCCGCAAAGGCAUUCGCGUCUGCCGCCGAGGUCGAGGAAAUCAACUGGCUGCUGCCCUGCCCCAACCCUACAUACCCCAACACAUUCGCUCUCGGCGCCAACGAUGGCAGUGUCUGGGUCUACACAAUCAACGAACAGGAUGCUGCGAGCCCGCUCACCAUCGUACAAGCAUUUUAUCUCCACCAAGCUUCUUGUACCGCUGGUGCAUGGACGCCCGACGGCAAGCUGCUGUGCACGGUUUCCGAGGACUCGAGCUUAUACGUCUGGGACGUGUUUGGCGAUGCCGCGGCCGCUGGGCUUGCAAACCCUUCUGGUCAGGCUGUUGUCGGAUUGACGGGCGACGACGAGCGUUUCCUCAUCGAGGGCGGUCUGUACAGUGUAGCUGUUUCGCCCGGCGGUGCUCUCGUCGCUGUAGGAGGUGCCGAAGGCCAGAUCCGCGUUGUCGGUUUACCCCGUCUGUCCAUGCCCGCAGGCCAAUCCGUGACUGCAGGAGCCAAGGGAGCCGGUGCCCGUGGCAAGGCUGGCGGUGCUAAGCAGUCAGGCGGCCCUCGCGGCGGUCAAUCGAGUGCCGCAGCAGGCCAAUCUGGUGUCAUUCUCGCCGCUCUCGCUGCCCAAACCGACGGUAUUGAAACCCUGUCGUUCGCACAACCGCCAUUGACGCUCCUGGCUGCUGGCAGUGUGGAUGGCAGUAUCGCGCUCUUUGACGUGGCGCACAACUUUGCCAUCCGCAGACACAUCAGGGACGCACAUGAGGAAGAGGCAGUCAUCAAGGUCGAGUUUGUCAAUGCGGGACAAGGUGGAAACAACUGGAUGCUCACAUCUUGCGGCAACGACGGUGUGGUGAGGAGAUGGGAUGUUAGGGGUGGUACUGCUGCUGCCAAUGGCGGUUUGAGUGGAGAGUGGAGGGGACACAGAGGCGGUGGUGAGGGCGGUGGUGUUAUGGGCUUUGUGCAGGGUGGUGGUGGCAGAGCUAUCGUUACUGCUGGUGAUGAUAGUGUGUCGCUUGUCUUUAAUGCACCUCCGCAAUAG
Molecule: messenger RNA, 1527 nt
Organism: Aureobasidium vineae
Lineage: Eukaryota; Fungi; Ascomycota; Dothideomycetes; Dothideales; Saccotheciaceae
Source: the annotation of a GenBank genome assembly